CAUCUACCCAUCGAUCGGAUCACGGACACACCUCCAUCUGCCUGUGAUCCUAGGUAGCUCUAAUAAUUUUCUGCAUAAAACCCUUCCACGACAGCGACAGACGACACAUUCCCGCUGCAGCCGUUGAGCAAGCAACACAACAAAAAACCUCUAAAAAUUAACCACAAAUUCUGCGUGAAAUAUUUCUAACCAUUAUGGAGCUGAUACUCGCCGAUCCCGCUUAUAAGAGCAUCAUUGAGGGCGCCAAGGAAUGCUUUCUGCCGCCGCCGGAGGAACGUGUACCCAACUAUCUGGACAACCUGCACAUUAUAUUCUUUGAGCAGAUCUUCGAGGCCAUUGACAAUCUCAGCGAUCAGGUGCGCUUGGCACGUGCAUAUCCACAGUUCAUACCGGACAUCCUAAAGAUCUGGCAGAAGCGCUUGAACAUGAUUGUGGGACCGAACACAGCGUUCCUGGGUCUGCUGGAUAUCGAGGAUUAUGUGUUCUUCAUGGAUCACAUGGCUGAUCGCUUCAAGGAGCUGCAUGUCAAUGAGGACGGUGUGGGCUCGUUUGCCCAGUUCUUCGAUUAUAUACGACACCUGAACGACAUAAAUGUGCUGCGUUUGCCGGCUGUGGAGACUUGCAUACUGGCUGGCAAUCCCAACACGGUGAUCGAUGAUGAUAUUCGCGAUCUCACACAAAUGCUGCCCAAUCUGAAGCGUUUGAUCAGCUGCAUGAACAUCUCGGGCGCUUAUAUUUGGUCUUUCCGUAAGCUGGAGGAGCUCGUUUUCAACUCGUUGUACCAUUCGGUGCCACUGGACAGUCGCUGGAUACAAGAGAUUUGCCUGAGCAUGAAGCAACUGCGCGUCCUGGACAUUACCGAUCACUUUGACAGCGGCGUACGCCUCACGGACAUCAAGCUGCCGAAUCUGGAGGUGCUCAAGAUCAAUCUGAGCAGCGUGGAGUGCAUGAUAUCGGAUGUGCUGCAGUUGCCCAAGCUCAAAAAGUUAGCCGUUCGCUUCGAUGACUCGCGGCAGUUGCACGCCGAUCAGGAGACCAUUUUCCAGCAGAUAAUUGUGGCCAAAAGUGAGUCCAUUACACGCAUUGCCCUGAACAAUGAGGUGGUGCAGCUGCCACCACGUUGGCAUCAGAGUUUGCUGCUGGAGCUGCCGCAGCUCAAGAAAUUGGUGUGCGAGAAUUGGUAUCAUGAUGAUUUCUUCCUCGAUUGCCAGCACAUCCCUUGCCCACAAAUGGAGGUGCUCAGCUUCAGUGGCUGGGAAAUAGUGCGUGAGUUUAAGCUCCUCGAAAUGGUGGCCGAGUGCACAAAGUUGCAGCAUCUCGCCUUGAAUGGCUACCACAGCAAUCAGGAUCGCUUGCAGAAACUCGUGCACAUACGCUGGGAGGAGAAGAAUGCCAAGCCCUUGCAGGUAUUCAGCGACAUUAUGUGGACCACUUUGAUGCCCGAGGAGUACCAGAAAUGGUCCAACAAUAAGUAUGUUCAAGUGACUUGCGAUGGCAGCGAGUACGACUACCAGGAGGAUGGUUUUGAGUUUGAUUUCGUUUAGAUCUAAAGACAAACUUUUUGGAUUGUAUAUAAUUUUUUA
This is a messenger RNA of Drosophila subobscura, 1583 nucleotides long. RefSeq lists its product as uncharacterized. The coding region runs from base 195 to 1544 and encodes 449 amino acids. The record is from RefSeq and is a predicted model, not a curated record. The transcript has a single exon. NCBI's taxonomy places the organism in Eukaryota, Metazoa, Arthropoda, Insecta, Diptera, Drosophilidae.